AUGUGGCCAGCGCUCCUCGUCGCGCAUCCGACCAGCCCUUCGCGGCUUGCCUGGCACGUCUUGGGAGCUCUGCUCAUCCUCUCCGACCUCUUCAGGUUGCCGUUAGAGCUCGCCUUCCGGCCAGAGGAGGCGGACUUCAGCAGAGCCUUGGACUGGAUUACCCUGCUAUACUGGACGCUCAACAUGCCCGCGGAGCUGGUGACGGGUUACGUGGAGCACGGCCUGGUGGUGCUCUCGCCAAGGAGGAUCCUAAUAAGGUACCUGAAGACCUGGUUUCUCGUGGACGUCCUGGUGCUGGUGCCAGAUUGGAUCUUCACCAUCGGAUCGCUGCGGCAUCGCGAGGGCGGCUCAAGCCAGGGGUACUCACGAUUCCUCAAUGUGGUGCGGCUUGUCCGGCUGGCGCGCCUCCUCCGACUGCUGAAGCUGCGAAAGAUACACGACAUGUUGAACGAAAUGAUCACGUCGGAGUACGUCAGCGUCUUGAUGAAUAUCGUGACGAUGAUCUUGGUGCUUCUGCUUAUCAACCACCUGAUCAGCUGCGCUUGGUUCGCUGUUGGGAAUAGCCAGGACAGCCACACACCAUCAUGGACAACCACUGCCAACAUGGUAGACGUGAACGAUUGGGUCUACAUGUACGCGAUGUCGUUCCAUUGGAGCAUUACACACGGUGGUCGGCGGACCCCGGCUACCGUCGAAGUAUCACCCGAGAACCUCAGCGAGCGCAUCUUCGCCAUCGUCGUUGUGAUCUUUGCGCUCGUCGUCUUCUCAUACAUCGUGGGCAGCAUUACCAGCUCUCUGGCACAGCUACGCAGCAUGCACGCCGAGGAGUCCACUCUGUUUUGGGACCUGAGGCGCUACCUGCAGAACAGGGUGACGCGCACCCUGUCCCUCCGCAUCCAGAAGUACCUGGAGUAUGCCUGGCGCGUGCAGCAGGAGCGGAAGCCCGCGAAAAGCAUUCGGCUCAUGUGCCUGCUGUCCGAACAGCUCUUCUCGGAGCUGCAGUGCGAGAUGGCGGUCGCCCAGCUUCAGGUGCACCCCUUCCUGGCCAAGCUGUGCGAUGCGUCGACCGUCACCGCGCAGCGCCUGGCGAACGCAGGCAUCAGCCACAAGCUUGUCGCCAGAGGCGACUUCCUGUUCUACCCCGGGGAGGCGGCGACGCACCUCUUUAUCGUGGUGGAGGGGAGCUCCGAGUACUCGAGAGUCGACGUGUCGGGAAACGUCUGCAGGGAGGCGGUGAAGAACAACGAGGACUGGAUCGCGGAGCCCGUGCUCUGGACGAAGUGGCUCCACCGCGGCCUGCUUACCGCGCUCGAGGACGGGGACGAAUUGGCGAUCGACGGUAAGAAGUUCGGCGAGCUGGCACGUCUCAACCCCAAAGCCCACACGUUUGCCAGCAAAUACGCCCAUAAUUUCAUCAAGUGGCUGAAUGACCAGGACCCGCGUGAUCUUACUGACAUCUCACAGGGUGAGGACAUGCGUGACCUUGUGCAGAGCUUCAUGGGUCAUGGUGACGAUCACGACCACGACAACGGCGAAAGUGACAACGUGGUGAUCACAGCCUCUAUGACUCCAAUGUUCAGUACACCAAGCUGA
Messenger RNA from Prorocentrum cordatum, 1593 nucleotides. Lineage: Eukaryota; Dinophyceae; Prorocentrales; Prorocentraceae. The record is from the annotation of a GenBank genome assembly.